AUGUCAUCCCCGCAGGGAGGUGGGUGCGGCUACUCGAACUGCGCGGAUGGACCAUCGUGUCCUGGGGGCUCUUGUUCAUUUCAGAAUUGUCGGGGUCCCUCGUGCAAGGGUGGAAACUGCGACUUCAUCUCCUGCCACAGCCCGGCGUGUGGUGGAGGCGGCUGCCGUGUCGUAGAUCCUCUGAGUACGCUCCGCGACGGCUACUGCGACGGGGGCGCGUGCAAGGUCAACGGGAAGCCGUUCCCUUCGCGCUUUGCCGGGAAGCUCAGCGUCUGAGAACCAAACGAAAACACGUGUUUUUUUGUCAUGGUGCCACGUGCCAUGCCUUCUCUUUGUCGAUAGAGAGGAAUUCAACAGCACUUGGAAGUGACGGCAGUAGCUCACACAUUUUACCUAGCCUAUUCUUCGGCAUGAAUUUUGACAAGCGAACCAACCCAGGGACAGAGACACCACAUUUUUGACAAGCACCACUUCGCGAAAUCGGAGUUGCUUGGUCAUGUCGGCGCUCUGUCCGGACUUGUAUUUACCACGCACGGUACCAACCCAUCCAACCAAGCGGACGAGGCUUGUGGGAGUAAGGAAGCCUUAUUUUCUGGCAGACAGAGUGAUGCGUUGGAGGAGGAGGGAAGAGGGACACAGGCAGCCACUGCCGCCUUUGUGGAAUGGUAUUCCGGUUGUUCUUCUUGUGCUCCUUCCGAGUUACCGCGGUGUCACAGUCCGCAGAAUUGAGCGCCGGAAGGUUCCUAUCGGAACGUUCAGGUCUACUCACUCGAGCAAAUGGUCGUUGGCGACGACUUUUCCCACGUGCCGUUGCGAAUGCUCAAGCACGGGAAUUCUGGUUCCUGCUGUGAGAGAUGUAAGCACCGGGCAAUUGCGCUGUCUUGGCGGGGCGGGGGGUUCAUGAGUAUAUGCUUCGACCUAUUCAUCCAUGCUUUGGGUGAUGCAAUGCGACGGGUUC
Messenger RNA from Ectocarpus siliculosus, 958 nucleotides. NCBI's taxonomy places the organism in Eukaryota, Phaeophyceae, Ectocarpales, Ectocarpaceae. The record is from the annotation of a GenBank genome assembly.